Vigna angularis (adzuki bean) is the source of this 982-nucleotide messenger RNA. RefSeq names its product protein MODIFYING WALL LIGNIN-1. The transcript has 3 exons. The coding region runs from base 119 to 745 and encodes 208 amino acids. Lineage: Eukaryota; Viridiplantae; Streptophyta; Magnoliopsida; Fabales; Fabaceae. The record is from RefSeq and is a predicted model, not a curated record.
GUAGCAGUAAACAUUAAAGAAGUUGACCAUCUAACCCAGCAAAAACAGUAGUUUGUGCAAACAGCAAUUCUCCAAAACCAGUUCACAUUCAACUUGUAACCAUAUCUCCUUCAAACCAAUGCUACACUUGUUAAAAACUCUCAAACAUCUUAUUCACUGUGUAUUCUCUUGUCAUAUAAACAACCCCCUCACCAUGGAAAACCCUCCCAGAGUCAAAUUCACACCCAACUUCUUCAUAAUCAUUUCCCUCUCCCUUGGCUUAUUUUCCUUUAUCUUUUGUGUGGAAGCAGAGAUAAAGAGGAAUAAGGAGGAUGAUCUCAGGUGGACUGGGAAGCUAUGUUCUUUGCCAUCAAGCAAGGCCUUUGGAUUGGGAAUUGCAGCUUUGGUUAGCUUCUUUCUCGCCCAGAUCAUUGCCAAUUCUAUAUUAUUGAAAUAUUGUUGUUGGAGAAGAAAACGAGAAUCCCACCACAAGAUGCAUGUUUUUGCAAAGGUUCUAGUUUUCAUAUCUUGGGUGAGUUUUGGAUUUGCAGCUAUUUUAUUGAUGGUAGCCACGAGCAUGAACAGAAGGCAGGCAUACAGAGUAGGGUGGUUGAAUGGUGAAUGCUACGUAGUGAAAGGGGGGACUUAUGCCGGCUCAGCCAUGUUGGUCUUAUUUACAGUGUGUUCUGUUAAUGGUUCCGUUUUCUGUACAUUAAAAUCUAGCCAACCAAAUCAGCCUACAAAAGUACAUAAACCAAUGGGGUGAAGAAGAAAGAAGCAGAUAUUUUUAGUGAUGUGAAAAAGAAAAGGAGAAAUUACCAAGUCCACUAGAAAGCAGCAAGUUGCAGAAGGAGAAUGGAAAGGUCAAAAUGUAAAAAAAAUAAAAAUUUAGAAGAGGAUUGGAAAGGAAUCCGAUUCUUUUAUUAGUUAUUAAUUAAUGGAUGUUAAUUAUGUAAAAGAGGGUUGGCUUAUCCAAUACAAAGGAAUCAUUUUUGUUCUUCAA